AGCCGUGUUUAAUAUCCAACUCGUGCCCGUCUGCGGUUUCUCCCUCCCUCACUGGACGGACUUUCGAUGGAACAUUGUUGUCCUGAAAUCGAUCGUGCCACCGGAUCGACCAAACCGACCGCCGCCUCCUAGGAGCCUGCGGGCUGGGCGACAUGUCGAAGUCCAGUCCGUCCAUUAUCUUCCACCAGGGCUUGCGCUGCACAAAAGUCCCCAGAAGGUCCGCCGCAGUCACCUCGUCCACCAACUUAUCCACCACGUCAAUCGCUCUCCCGGAUCCGACGACCUCCGUGGACUCAUCAUCAUCAUCAUCAUCAUCCGUCUCUUCGACCUCCACUACGUCGCACGCAACGGUCCCAUCGGACCCAGAGACCACGGAGAUCACAGAGACCACAGAGACGCCAUCCCCCCCACCAUCGGGCGUUGAUCCGGUCACCACCCAUCUCUCCCAGCCCGUGGAAGGGCGUCACACGGCCACCGAUGAACUGACCUCAUCGGACGACCGAGGGUCCCAGACAACGCAAGCAUCUACCUUCCUAGCCAUCACCGCGCCCCCGGUGACCUCCGCCGUUGGACCGCCUCUAGCAACCGAUUCGGCUACCUUGAGCGCACCGGGCAGUCCGCCGGCCGCCACCUCCGAUGGCGGUUCGGCACAGGGCCUGCCCACCCCAUCCAACAACGACAACGACGCCGUUCAAGACUCACUCCGGACCCUUCUGGGGAGUGUUCUCGGCGGAGUCGGCUUCGUCCUUCUCGUGUUCCUGAUCUGCCUCCUGCUCUAUCGCUAUCGACGUCGGAAAACGCGAGGCCUGUGGUUAGAUGGCAGCGGCGAAAAGCGCCUCCUCCACCCCCGGGAGUCGGCAGACUCGUCGACCAGCUUACGCCAUGGAUACACCCACUUCAUGCCCAAUUCCUCCACCCCCUCCCUCUACCACCACUUCCUCGGCACUCUGAUGAGCCCAGGAUACGUCAACUCCCGACCCCACAUCCCCUCCCGCCAUUCCGAUCCUUUCUCCGACGCCGGUGAGAUGCAAUCGACGCGGGGGAGUUUCAACAGCCUGACCGAUCUCCUCCACGACCCGUUCAUCGACCAGCUGCAGUCCCCGAUCAUGCCCGCCGCGCGCAAGGAUCGGUCGUCCCAUCGCACCGCCUCGUCGUACCUGGACCCAGCGCAGCUCGAGAGCCUCCAACGACCAGGAAUCCCCCACAGCGCCAGCGAAACCUCGAUCCCAAACAGCCUCGGCAGCACCAUUAUCCUCCCGGGGCCGCACAGCGCAGGCAGCAGCCUCCGCCGCUUCAGCUACCACAUCGGCAUGACCGACGCCCCCACCACCACCACCACCACCACCACCACUCCCACCGCCGCCCCGUCACCCGCGUCAGCACCCGCAGCGACCCUUUUGAUUUAGAGGUUCCCGCCAAUGUGAUGCACCGGCGCAGCUCGGGGGUGCUCCC
Messenger RNA from Aspergillus campestris IBT 28561, 1452 nucleotides. RefSeq lists its product as uncharacterized. The record is from RefSeq and is a predicted model, not a curated record. The coding region runs from base 153 to 1406 and encodes 417 amino acids. Lineage: Eukaryota; Fungi; Ascomycota; Eurotiomycetes; Eurotiales; Aspergillaceae. The transcript has a single exon.